Molecule: messenger RNA, 2032 nt
Organism: Ipomoea nil (Japanese morning glory)
Lineage: Eukaryota; Viridiplantae; Streptophyta; Magnoliopsida; Solanales; Convolvulaceae
Product: lactation elevated protein 1-like
Exons: 15
Coding region: 336-1799 (487 amino acids)
Cellular component (GO): cytoplasm; chloroplast; mitochondrion
Molecular function (GO): ATP hydrolysis activity; ATP binding
Source: RefSeq, a predicted model, not a curated record
UUUCUCUUUUUCUCUUCGUGCUCCCUUUGUCUCUUCCCAUUAUUGUUCGAAGAAGAAAGAUUCCUGAAAAAUAGGUUUCUCUGUGUUGGUGUAAUCCAAAUAUAAAAAGAAGUAUGUAUAUUCUUUUCCAUUUAAUAGAUUAUUAUAUUAUAUUAUAUAUAUACAUUAUCUGGAAUGCAUAUGCUGAAAUUUUGCGUGGGUUAGCCUUGAGAGGUUGAAAGACAGAAACUUUAUUGAAUCUUGGAAGAUCAAUUUGGAUCUUUGCCCAAUCAGCUAAUCAGGGUGUUGAAGGGGCAGAAAUAAAAGCCCAGAUUUUGUUGGGAGUGUUCGAGAAUAUGAGGAUGAUUUUGAGGUCAAUAAGGCGAUUUAGUUCGAGUGUUCGAUAUAGAGAUCGUAAUUUUUAUGGAUUUGUGGCACAAAGGAAGCUUUGGGUUGAUUCAAGACAACGGUCUCUGUAUAAACUGUCUAGCAAACCCGAGAUUAGUAUGUGCAAACACCCGUCUUCUAUGCUAUCCCGAGAUUUGGUCACGAGUGCUGCUGGAGUUGCUAAUAGAGAGCUAAACAGUGGAGGGCCUCUUGUGGAAUACGAAAGAAGAAUUGCUUCUGGUGACCUUUUCGACGGGGAUGCUUGCCAGGUAGGCACCUUGCGAGAACUUCAGAGACUUUACGAUGAACUAAACGAGAAAGCGGUUGAGUGCCGGUUGGACCGAUACGCUGCUUCUGAUAAAGACGGAAGGAGUAGAUGGUUGUGGUCUCGUUUUAUCCCGCAGUCUAGGUAUGCGCCCGUAAAAGGGUUGUACCUUUACGGGGGAGUAGGAACCGGGAAGACUAUGUUAAUGGACUUGUUUUACGAUCAGUUGCCGAGCAAUUGGAGAAAGAAGAGAAUCCAUUUUCACGACUUCAUGUUGAAUGUCCACAGUCGAUUGCAAAAGCACAAAGGCGUGCCGGAUCCCCUCGAAGUUGUUGCCGGAGAGAUCUGUGACGAAGCCAUUCUGUUAUGCCUCGAUGAAUUCAUGGUGACCGAUGUUGCUGACGCAUUGAUUCUGAACCGGUUAUUUGGACAUUUGUUUAGUAACGGAGCUAUUCUUGUUUCUACUUCGAAUCGGGCUCCGGAUAAUCUUUAUGAAGGUGGACUUCAGAGGGAUCUUUUCCUGCCUUUUAUUGCUACUUUGAAGGAAAGAUGUGUGGCACAUGAAAUCGGCUCGUCUGUGGAUUAUCGGAAACUGACUUCGGCGGAACAGGGUUUCUACUUCAUCGGGAAAGACUUGUCGGGCCUUCUCAUUCAAAAAUUUCUAAUACUUGUAGGACAGCACGAGCCCGUUCCACAAGAGGUAGAAGUUGUUAUGGGAAGGAAAUUGCAGGUCCCGUUAGGAGCCAAUGGAUGUGCAUAUUCCCCUUUUGACGAACUCUGUGACAGACCUCUCGGGGCAGCAGACUAUCUCGGAUUAUGCAAAAAAUUUCAUACACUCGCAUUGGAUGGAGUACCCGUCUUUGGACUUCACAAUAGGACUGCAGCAUAUCGGUUCGUUACCUUGGUUGAUGUGAUGUAUGAAAAUAAAGCCAGGCUGUUGUGCACGGCCGAGGGCUCUCCUGUGGAACUUUUUGAAAGAAUCGUAACGAUUUCCGAUGCCAAGUACAUCGCUCCGAGGUCUUCGAGAUCCGUGAAGAAAGACGAUAUUGACCUGUGUGUAGACAACGAGCUCGGUUUUGCAAAAGAUCGUACCAUUAGCAGGCUGACAGAGAUGAACAGCAGAGAAUAUUUAGAGCAACAUGCAGAGAUGUUUGGAGGAGAAAUGUAAUAGAUAGGAAGAGGAAGACAGACCAUUGUUGUGUUGUAGGAUUUUUUUUUUAUAUAAUAAUGUCGCAGGUUGAUCGUUUUUGUGGUCAUAAGAUCAACACAGUUAAUAAUGGUGUAGAAUCUUUAGUUUAGUGAACCAUUGUAACUAUGAUAUAUUCCAUUUUCAACAUUUUCCAUAGAUGAACAAGAUUGUAACAGUAAUUGAAUUAUUAUCUUUAUUUUUAUUAGUAAAAA